CCGGGCAUCGAGCCUCGCGCCGCCUGGCCUCAAGAGUGUCCCCGGGCCUGGCAUGAGGACGCUGGGGUUCCGAGGGAGGGGCUGACACCCAGCGCGGUGGUGGAGGCGGGCGGACAGAAUGACUGAGAACAUGAAGGAGUGCUUGGCGCAGCCCAAGGCGGCCGUGGGGGAUAUGGUGACCGUGGUGAAGACCGAGGUCUGCUCGCCCCUCCGCGACCAGGAGUAUGGCCAGCCCUGCUCUAGGAGACCGGACCCCUCAACCAUGGAAGUGGACCCCAAGAAACUGAAGGGGAAGCGUGACCUCAUCAUGCCCAAAAGCUUCCAGCAAGUGGACUUCUGGUUCUGCGAGUCCUGCCAGGAGUACUUUGUGGACGAGUGCCCCAACCAUGGUCCCCCGGUGUUUGUGUCUGACACGCCGGUGCCUGUGGGCAUCCCAGACCGGGCUGCCCUCACCAUCCCGCAGGGCAUGGAGGUGGUCAAGGAGGCCAGUGGUGAGAAUGACGUGCGAUGCAUCAACGAGGUCAUCCCCAAAGGCCAUAUUUUUGGCCCCUACGAGGGGCAGAUCUCCACCCAGGACAAAUCAGCGGGCUUCUUCUCCUGGCUGAUUGUGGACAAGAACAACCGCUACAAGUCCAUAGACGGGUCAGAUGAGUCUAAGGCCAACUGGAUGAGGUACGUGGUCAUCUCCCGGGAAGAAAGGGAACAGAACCUGCUGGCGUUCCAGCACAGCGAGCGCAUCUACUUCCGGGCAUGCCGGGACAUCCGGCCUGGGGAGCGGCUGCGGGUCUGGUACAGCGAGGACUAUAUGAAGCGCCUGCACAGCAUGUCCCAGGAAACCAUUCACCGCAACCUGGCCAGAGGAGAGAAGAGGUUGCAGAGGGAGAAGUGUGAGCAGGCUCUGGAUAACCCAGAAGACCUGAGGGGUCCCAUUCAGCUCCCCGUGUUGAGACAGGGCAAAAGUCCUUACAAGCGUGGCUUUGACGAGGGGGACGUGCACCCCCAGGCAAAGAAGAAGAAAAUAGACCUCAUUUUCAAGGAUGUGCUGGAGGCCUCGUUGGAAUCGGCCAAGGUAGAAGCCCACCAGCUGGCACUCAGCACCUCCCUGGUCAUCAGGAAAGUCCCCAAGUAUCAGGACGACGCCUACGGCCGGUGCGCCAUGGCCGUGUCUCACGGCGUGCAGAAUGUCAGCCGGACCCAGGGGGAAGGGGACUGGAAGAUCCCCCAAGGGGCUUCCAAGGAGCCAGGCCCGCUGGAGGAUGAGGAAGAGGAGCCUUCAUCCUUCAAGGCCGACAGUCCCGCCGAGGCCUCCCUUGCAUCGGACCCUCACGAGCUUCCCACCACCUCCUUUUGCCCUAACUGUAUUCGCCUAAAGAAGAAGGUCCGAGAACUGCAGGCAGAACUAGACAUGCUUAAGUCUGGGAAGUUGCCUGAGCCCCCCGUAUUGCCAGCACAGGUACUGGAGCUCCCAGAGUUCUCAGACCCCGCAGCCUCCGAGAGCAUGGUCUCCGGCCCUGCCAUCAUGGAGGACGAUGACCAGGAGGUGGACUCGGCGGACGAAUCUGUCUCCAACGACAUGAUGACAGCCACUGACGAGCCCUCCAAGAUGUCGUCUGCCACCGGCCGCCGGAUCCGGCGCUUUAAGCAGGAGUGGCUGAAGAAGUUCUGGUUCCUGCGGUACUCCCCGACCCUGAACGAGAUGUGGUGCCACGUGUGCCGCCAGUACACCGUGCAGUCCUCCCGCACCUCGGCCUUCAUCAUCGGCUCCAAGCAGUUCAAGAUCCACACCAUCAAGCUGCACAGCCAGAGUAACCUGCACAAGAAGUGCCUGCAGCUGUACAAGCUCCGCAUGCACCCUGAGAAGACGGAGGAGAUGUGCCGCAACAUGACCCUGCUCUUCAACACCGCCUACCACCUGGCCCUGGAGGGCAGGCCCUACCUGGACUUCCGGCCCCUGGCUGAGCUUCUGAGGAAAUGCGAGCUCAAGGUGGUGGACCAGUACAUGAACGAGGGGGACUGCCAGAUCCUCAUCCACCACAUCGCCCGGGCGCUGCGGGAGGACCUGGUGGAGCGCAUCCGCCAGUCGCCUUGCCUCAGCAUCAUCCUCGACGGGCAGAGCGACGACCUGUUGGCCGACACGGUGGCCGUCUACGUCCAGUACACCAGCAGCGACGGCCCCCCAGCCACAGAGUUCCUGUCCCUGCAGGAACUGGGCUUCUCCAGCACCGAGAGCUAUCUGCAGGCCCUGGACCGCGCCUUUUCCGCCUUGGGCAUCCGACUGCAGGAUGAAAAGCCGACCGUGGGCCUGGGCAUAGACGGGGCCAACGUCACAGCCAGCCUGCGGGCCAGCAUGUUCAUGACCAUCCGCAAGACGCUGCCCUGGCUGCUGUGCCUGCCUUUCAUGGUGCACCGGCCCCACCUGGAGAUCCUGGACGCCAUCAGCGGGAAGGAGCUCCCGUGCCUGGAGGAGCUGGAGAACAACCUGAAGCAGCUGCUGAGCUUCUACCGCUACUCGCCACGCCUCAUGUGCGAACUGCGGUCCACGGCGUCCACCCUCUGCGAGGAGACAGAGUUCCUGGGGGACAUCCGGGCCGUGAGGUGGAUCAUCGGCGAACAGAACGUCCUUAACGCCCUCAUCAAGGACUACCUGGAGGUGGUGGCCCACCUCAAGGACGUCAGCAGCCAGACCCAGCGGGCGGACGCCUCGGCCAUCGCCCUGGCCCUGCUGCAGUUCCUCAUGGACUACCAGUCCAUCAAGCUCAUUUACUUCCUCCUGGACGUGAUCGCCGUGCUCUCUCGCCUGGCCUAUGUCUUCCAGGGCGAGUACCUCCUGGUGUCCCAGGUGGAUGACAAGAUCGAGGAAGCCAUUCAGGAGAUCAGCCGGCUGGCCGAUUCCCCGGGGGAGUACCUGCAGGAAUUCGAGGAGAAUUUCCGAGAGAGCUUCAAUGGCAUCGCCAUGAAGAACCUCAGGGUGGCUGAAGCCAAGUUCCAGUCCAUCAGGGAGAAGAUAUGCCAGAAGACCCAAGUGAUCCUGGCUCAGAGGUUCGAUUCCCGCAGCCGGAUCUUUGUGAAGGCCUGCCAGGUGUUCGACCUGGCCUCCUGGCCCAGAAACAGCGAGGAGCUCAUGAGCUAUGGCAAAGAGGAUAUGGUUCAGAUCUUUGACCACCUGGAGGCCAUCCCCACCUUUUCCCGGGACAUCUGCCGGGAAGGGCUGGAUCCCAGGGGGAGUCUGUUGAUGGAGUGGCGGGAACUCAAGGCUGAUUACUAUACCAAAAAUGGCUUCAAAGACCUGAUCGGCCAUAUUUGCAAGUACAAACAGAGGUUUCCGCUCUUGAACAAGAUCAUCCAGGUCCUUAAAGUCCUCCCCACGUCCACCGCUUGCUGCGAGAAAGGUCGCAAUGCCCUGCAGCGAGUUCGAAAGAACCACCGCUCCCGGCUGACCCUGGAGCAGCUCAGCGACCUGCUGACCAUCGCUGUCAACGGACCACCGAUCGCCAGCUUCGAUGCCAAGCGAGCUCUGGACAGCUGGUUUGAGGAGAAGUCUGGCAACAGCUACACGCUGUCCGCCGAGGUCCUCAGCAGGAUGUCGGCGCUGGAGCAAAAGCCGGUGCUGCAGACCGUGGACCAUGGGUCAGAGUUUUACCCAGACAUCUAGGGAGCCGGCGUUCAGAGUUCACUAAGCUGUUGAAUAUUUUUUUAAUCUAUACUCAUAAGCUUUGAUAUAUUAUAUAAAUAUAUAUUAUAUUAUAUAUAUAUAUAUAUAUAUAAACCCACACUGAAAAAUUUUUAAAAGCCAAGGUGACACGUCCACCAGAAGCUACUGGGAGCUUUCGGAAAGGAAUAAUGUCGGAAACUGACUCUUGUCUAACAAAAUUUGGCAGCUGCGCCAUAUGUGGCAACUCAUUUCCACUCACAGAAGCAUGUGCUGGGCCACACGUGUUCCCACCUAACAGUCAACCAACAGCAUAAGCUAAAAUGACGGGUCUCUGUCAUCACCUUUAGGUAGCUCUUUUGGUUCAUGUUUUCCUUUGGGGGGCUGUGGGGUGGGUUUAUGAUCUUACCUUUCAUUUCUCGUUUGGUUCUGUGAGGGGGUUUCUGGGCCUCCCUGCUGUUAUGUGCGUGUCGGUGCUCUGAGUCCGGUCUCUGAUUUCGAGUCCGAUCUCUGCUUUCGAUGGGGUAGGUCGUGUCUCUGGCUCGCCGUGUUUGAUUUUGUCCUCUCCCACCUGACUUCAGCUUGAAGGCUGUUUCUUCAUCUCCUGAUGAGGGGGCCUUCACUCAGAAACAAGUGUUGGUCAAACUGUGACACCCACCUCUUCACCUCCAUCGCUUCUCCCAUCCCCAGGCCACCGAUUCCCUCUCUUCAGCCCCGCCAGGUCCUAAAGAUAUUAACCUGUUAUACUGAAGGCAAGAUUGCCUUACAACCGAGCUUGAAAUCCUGGGGAGGGGAGAGGGGGUGAUUUUUUGCAUUCCUGUUUUUACAUGGUGUGGGAUAAAAUAAUAUAAUUCCAUUCAGAUCCAGGGCUGUUGGGGGAAUGAAAAGCCAAGAAGUCAGGACCCCAAGAGGGUAGUGAUUUUUGGCUAAAAAUGGAAAGUAUAUAUUCAAUUUACAUGAAUUAUUUAUACUCUGUCUUUAUAAUCAUAGAAUGUGUUGGGGGUAUUUUUUUUUUCCUUUAAUAAUCAAGAAAUGCCUGCUAUAGUUCAGUGGCAGGAGGUGUCAAUGCAAGCCGGGCCCCGGGUGAUGCAGACUCCAGCGAGAGUCUGCAGAGGCCGUCCUUCUGCAGCGAGGCUGAUAAGCCCUACAGCCUGGCGGGAAGGCCGUGGGGAACUGGGAAUGGAUCUAUACCUGUGAACGCUUCCGUUUUUGAACAGGGUAGAGAUGUCCUAAAGAAAAGGAAUAAAGAAGAGAUAAGACAGGACUCUCAAGGCAUCAGCCUACACACAAACACACACACACGCACGCACACACAUGUGCACACACACACAAUACCAUGAUAUAAGCUUUAGAAAUAGCCACUUGCCUACUCCCUGGGGCAAGCAGUGGUUUAAGCUAGACGAGUCUGAUCAAUGCUCUUUCGUUCAUUUAACUACCAGUAUACCUCGCAAGGGAGUUUUAAAAAAAAAUGUGCGUGAGCUGUUAAAAACUUCUGUUCAUGUGUCCACCUCUGAUUUAUGCAUAUUUGAUAUGCAGAGAUCCUAUGUCAUGGAGGUUGGUCCUAUUGGGGGGAGGGAAGGAGUUCUGCAUGGUCCGUGGUCAGUUCUUCUGGGGGCCACCCCUCUCAGUUGGUAGGUGGGCAAAGGACCGUGUGAUCUGGCCACAGGCAAGGCCCCUGUGUCCCCAACCUGCUUGGCUCAGAGGGUAUAAAACGGUGGUGGCCUUCUUCCUCCUUGGUGUCUCUCGUCUCCAAGCCCUUGUGCCACCACUGAAAACCGUAGUGGAAUGUCAUCAACACUGAACACGCCACUCCCCCUUCCUCAUCCUGCCAGUUACCUUCACCCCCCACAGGCCCCUUCCCCCCAUGGUCUUGGUGCUAAGAGAAUUUUAGAAUCAUUGCUGCUAGUCAAUAGCUUUUCAUUAUAUAAAUAUAUUAUAUAUAUUAUAUAUUAUUUUUGAAACUUUGUUUUCGACAGUGAUGUAGCAUGUUCAAAAACAAAAAUCAAAAACAAACAAAAAAAAAAAACAAACUGGUUUUCUCCGACUCCCACUGCCAGGCCUCAUAUGCUGCCUUCUUCAACAAAUCAAUGCACCCCUGCCUGGUGACACUCGCCCCUCCCCAUGCCCAGUUGCACAUACCCCCUCCCCCUCCUCUGUGCAAGAAGAGCAUUUGCAGGAAGUAGCAAAGGAAGGCCCAGCGCCCUUCCUGAGACUCUGAGCUGCCCAGCCUCUCUGAAGCUAUAGCUCCUGGUCACCCACACCCAUGGGGCCAGCGUGGAGCUGGGAUCCAGUGGGUGGUGGGAUGCUGUUGCAGAUCACAGGGCUCCGCCUUCCCCCACAACCCCCGGGCUUUGUCUCCCCUGCAUGCGUGCACUGCCUUGUCUGCAGGAGCUUUCUUUGGUCGUUGCAAACUAAGAUGGGUCGAGGGCAGAGAUGACUGACAAGGUGGGCCUCGGGGAGGCAGAAAUAGUCAACUGGGACCCUUUCUUCUAGCCAACAGUUGCCUUAUGCCUUCUUUUUCCCUCUGCUUCUCCCCACCCAUUUCAUUGGGACCCUCUGCUGGGAAUAGUCCCCUAGUCCACUCAUUUGAAAACCAGGAAGGGAGAAUCUUUAGUGUCUGCCUAAGACCCAGUCAGGGCCGUGCCUGGUGUCCUCUCAGAAGGCCAUGGCCAACGUAGCUCAAGUCUUUAUCUGGAAGGAAAGGAAGAUCCUUUGGGCCAAUGCCCUUGUCUGCCCUCUCUCCUGAGAAAGCUAGGAGUCGGUGGGGGUCUGGGCUAGGGCUAGCCUGAGCUGCUGCAGGCAGCCUGUGACAACAGGCCUCACACUGGGGCCGAGGGCCUUGAGUUUGGCAAGGCAUCUUUAAAACUGGGUGCUCAUGGCUUCUGCUGAGUGCAGCCGGGUCUGGCCAUGUAGGACACUGUUGGCCACUCAGCUUGGGACAGGGAGUAAGGAGGGAACAAUUUGGGUGACACACCACUGCAAGUUACACAGGGACUGUUCUCAAUCUGGGCGCUCCCAGGAGAUUCAGGGCUUCAGCCAUGGGAAUUCUGCAAGCAGCAUCUCCCACUCGGUCUCCUUGAGGACUCAGGGGUCGAUGGCACCCUCAGGGUCUAGCCCAGGGAACCACGUGCCCGGCCAGCCUCACCUCCCUUUGACGGGUGGGAAGAACCAUGGCCAGGUGGUCCUGGCAUCACAGCGACGGUCGCUCAGACAAGACAGCUCCGUGACUCUGCCCCUGACUUAGGAGGCCAGCCACUGGUUUAGCGGGAGACGCCUGUGUCUCUGGGGUUGAGAUGUGUGAUAAUAGCGACUGUCUUCAGCACCUGGAGGACGUGGGACGUGGCAUUGGGCCAGUGGCCAGCUGUACCAAGCUGAUGCGUGGCAGACCCUGGGAGCCAGAUUGGGGUGGAAAUGAUCUGAUUUUCCUCCACAGAGGAAAAAGACCAUUGUAUCUGUGAAACCCGAGGACACCCGGCCACAUCUGCAACUCUUGCCAGGUCAGAAUCCCUGAGUUGUGCCUGCCCGGCUGAAUGUGAGUCCAGGCAGCCAAAACAACACCAGCUUUUUUUUUCUUUUUCGGUUUUUUUUUUUUUUUUUUUUACAACUGCCUGCAACAUCCCAUAGUCUGGAUAGACCCUCACUUUUUCGGAAUGAGAACCUGCUCCCCUUGACUCGCUCAUGUCACCCCUUUAGUUCGGAGGAAGGACCUUGUACUUACUUAGGUGAUGUUGAAAUGUUUCCAUUUGUCUGGAAGUGACGGCGAGAAGGGGCAGACGAGGACAAGCACGUAGAGUGCCCCAAUGAGGGUGGGAGACUGAAGUAGACAAGAGACUUGGCCCAGCCCGGCUGUGGGCCCGGCCUUGUUCUAGCUGCUCCCCUAGAGCCUGAUGGGGUCCAGGAGGGGGCUUGAGGGUUGAAAUGGAACGUCGCUUCUAGAUUCCUCCCCUUCCUUUGUCUCCCCCCGUCUCUAGGAAUAGCUAUUCUGUGUCUAGCUCCAGUUUGGUCUGGUGGUCGGGGUUGAUUUCUAGGUAGAACUUGUGCUUUAUCUUGGCCCGACACCCUGUUUGGGCAGAAGGCGGCCGUGGUCUCCCCCUGCGCCUUCAAGCAGCAGGCCUCGGGCCCGGCCAGCCGGGACAGCCUAAGUAGGGCCUCCUGGAAGGCAGGCAGCUUGGGGUCGCCCCAGUCCAGGCACAGGGCCCCCUGGGGAAGCAGUGCCGGAUGAGGGGUUCUAGGUUGAGUUCCUCCUCGCCUCUCGAGGAGGGGAGAGGAUGUCAAAAGACGCACAGGGUCCUCCUGCUGGAGGGAGACCCUUCUCUUGCCCUCUGUUGACAGGGUGCUUUAGCCGAGUAGAUGGAGCCCUGAUAUUUUAAGGAGCCUUUAAGGUGAUUUUUGUGUGUGAGCCAGAGGGAGAAAAAGUGCCCUUUCGGGAGGAAAAUGGUACGGCCCUCCUCUUCCAUCUGGCUCCCCCCGACCCCCAUCCCUUCAAGUAGUAGCACCCUGGAAAUACCUAUGCAAUCCGGUCUCCCUAGGAGAGUGCACGGAGCAAGGGUGUGUGCAGUGUAUAAUACAGAUGCUACAGCAUAUAUUGUAUAUAUGGGCAUAUACAGUACGUAUACACACAGAGUAUGAGAUUAAAUCACGUCUAUAUAUCUAUAAAUAAUAUCCUAUAUAUUUAUACAUUUCUAUGUUUUAAAUAGAUAUAAAAUAGAGUCUAUAGAGAGCUGGGAGAGCAACGGGAAAGUCUGUCGCAGUGAUGUGCGAAGAAGGAGGAGGCAGAGCCUUGGCAGGGGGAGGUGUGGGAGCCGAGCCAGCAGGGUCUGCUGGGAAUGGGGCCUCCUACCCCACUGUUGGCGAGCAGAGGAACUGGGCCCGGCCCUCUCUGUGCACUUUCUCUCCUUUACCCCAGGCUUGGCCUGAGGCUGGAAGGAGACACUCAUCCCCUGAGUUCCAGCUGAAAUGCUCCCUCCUGCAAGCGACGCUUGGGUGGUCACUGCUGCGUGGCAGUAGGACGUGGUCUCCGGCCCCUGGUGGAGGGACCACUGCACAAUUCCCUCAAAUACCCCCCUCCAGGAUGAGUGGUGUGGGUGGCAACAUGGAGGGUACAAACUGGCAGCCAAGAGGCUGCCCUCCCUUCUUAAGUGUUUCUGCUGCCCCCUAGAGGCCAAGCCUCUGCCGCCAGCCUCCUGGCCUCCCUCCCGUGCCACCCUGGUCUGCGGCGCCCCAGAGAAGUAAAGGGGGCAACGCUGCCGCCAUCCAGAGAUUUUUUUUUUUUUCCUGGACGGGGCAGGGGGCAUCAGCUAACAGGAAAGGGCGGAGAGACAUAUCCGCACACUCAUAAAUUCAGUGGCAACUCAAGUUCAGAAGCAGGGCUGUGGCCCGGCCCACUUUGCACAGCUGCUGCUGCUGGCUGUACUCAGGACAAUGCUCUCCCCUCUCCUGCCCGGAGGCCCGGCGCCCCUCACCCACCGCCGCUGCAGCAGGCAGGUUUAGUUCACAUACACUGUUCUGAUUCUGUGACUUGAGGCAGAGGCUGAGCCGGAUGCCCCAAGCUCAUCUGUUUCCACUGGGAAGGGCGCCCUCCUCGGCCAUCUCUGCUUCCACUCCGAGCCCCCCCCCCCCCC
Molecule: messenger RNA, 9270 nt
Organism: Talpa occidentalis (Iberian mole)
Lineage: Eukaryota; Metazoa; Chordata; Mammalia; Eulipotyphla; Talpidae
Gene: PRDM11
Product: PR/SET domain 11
Exons: 8
Coding region: 119-3652 (1177 amino acids)
Biological process (GO): regulation of transcription by RNA polymerase II
Cellular component (GO): nucleus
Molecular function (GO): DNA-binding transcription factor activity, RNA polymerase II-specific; RNA polymerase II cis-regulatory region sequence-specific DNA binding; protein binding
Source: RefSeq, a predicted model, not a curated record